Messenger RNA from Medicago truncatula (barrel medic), 2298 nucleotides. Its product is annotated as protein SIEVE ELEMENT OCCLUSION B. Gene Ontology annotation, biological process: phloem development. The coding region runs from base 87 to 2030 and encodes 647 amino acids. The record is from RefSeq and is a predicted model, not a curated record. Lineage: Eukaryota; Viridiplantae; Streptophyta; Magnoliopsida; Fabales; Fabaceae. The transcript has 7 exons.
GCACCAAUACUACAACACAAAGUAUCCUUAUUCACUAUAAGUUAAAAAUAUAUAUUUGAUAAUAGCCUAAAGUUGAAUUUAUCAAUAUGUCAUUGUCCAAUGGAACUAAACUGCCAAACCCAUUUGAUCUUGAUGAGUCUCAAAUCCUGGAUAAAGUUUAUCUGACCCACCUCCAUGAUGAUGACAAGUGUGAUAAAGAUGUCCUUUUCCACAUUCUGUCCAAUGUUAUACUUAGGACAAGGCUAGCAGAAAGCAGAGCUGAAUUCGAGCCAGAAUUUCGCACACUGAAGCUGAUUUCUUGUCAGAUGAUAACCACGCCUCGUGGCGAACGUUAUGUGCAUCAAACAACAAUGUGGAUACUUCAACAGCUGAAAACCUAUUCAUGGGAUGCAAAAGCACUUAUAGCUCUAGCUGCUUUCACUUUGGAAUAUGGAAAUCUUUUGUACCUUACUGAGACUUCAACCUCAUCAGAUCAACUUGUUAACUCUCUGAAAAUACUGAAUCAAAUUCAAAACAGAAAGGUCACUGUCCCUGCCACAGAUUUGGUGGAGUUGAUAAUGGAUGUGCUUCUGCAUAUUCAUGAGUGGGCCACUCGGUCUGGUGUUGGUUAUAACACUCUUGAUGUUCCUUCUUUGUCUGAUGCAUUGCAAGAUAUUCCUGUUGCUGUUUAUUGGAUAAUUGCUUCCACUGUUGCUGCUACUGGCAAUAUCAUUGGUGUAUCGGACUAUACACUAUCAGAUUUUAAAGAAAAACUUAAUUUUGUUGAUUCUAAGUUGAAGGAACAUCUGAAACUAAGCAAAUGGCAAAUAGAUUCUGUUGAAGAAUACUUGAAGCGCAAGAAAGCAAUUUCCAAUCCUAAAGAUAUUAUAGAUUUCUUGAAGCUUCUGAUCCAACGCAACGGAGAUAAUCUCCUAAUAUAUGAUGGCACCACCAAAAACAAAACGGAUAUAGAAGUCUUCAAAGACAAAUAUGUGUUGUUGUUCAUUUCAAGCCUCAACAAAGUUGACGAUGAGAUCCUGCUGUUAAAUUCUAUCCAUGACAGAUUGCAGGACAAUCCACAAGUGAUAAAAGGUUACAAGAAAGAGGAUUUCAAGAUUUUGUGGAUCCCGAUCUGGGAUGUCGAUGAUCAGAAGAUCAAGUUCGAUUCGUUGAAGAAUAAGAUCAGAUUUUAUGCAGUGGACUACUUCUCUGAGUUACCUGGCAUUAGACUCAUAAGAGAGCAUUUGAAUUAUUCGGAUAAGCCUAUCGUCCCAGUGUUGAGCCCUUUAGGUGAAAAAAUGAAUGAUGAUGCAAUGGAUUUGAUUUUUCAAUGGGGGAUAGAUGCACUCCCUUUUAGGAAACAGGAUGGCUAUGAUCUUACUCAAAAAUGGAAGUGGUUUUGGGAUGUUACAAAGAGAGUGAAUCUUGGAAUACAGGUGAAAGGAGACAGAUACAUAUUCAUCUAUGGAGGCAGUGACAAAAAAUGGAUCCAAGACUUCACAUUAGCAUUGGAGAAAACAAAAAGGCAUGAAACUAUCUUAAGAGCAGAUGCUAUAAUAGAACACUAUCACUUGGGAAAAGAUGACCCUAAGAUUGUUCCUCGUUUUUGGAUCGAAAUAGAAAGCAAAAGACUCAAGAAACACCAAGAUGGUAUAGACUGUGAGAUUCAAGAUAUUGUGAAGAGUUUGCUUUGUCUCAAACAAGAUCCACAAGGUUGGGUUAUUCUCACCAAAGGCUACAAUGUUAAGCUUUUAGGGCAUGGUGAGCCUAUGUAUCAAACUUUGGCUGAUUUUGAUAUAUGGAAAGAUAGAGUGCUACAAAAAGAAGGAUUUGACAUUGCAUUCAAAGAAUACUAUGACACUAAGGUUAAAGAUACAUAUGUUAAGCAACCAUGUGAAAUUAUCAACGUUGAUAACAAUAUCAAUGGAAAUGUUAUAGCUACUAUAUCAUGUCCAAAUCCUACUUGUGGACGUGUGAUGGAGGUGAGUUCUGUUAACUACAAGUGUUGCCACCGUGACGAUGCUGCUGCUCCACAGAAUGGCAAGAUAUGAAUCUGAGAGAAGGAAGAGGUUACUACUAUAAGUUUGCUAUAUGCUUAAUUUGGGAGUUUGAAGUUUUUGAAUUUCUGUAAUUGUCUACAUUUUUCUAUAUUUAUGCAUGUGUGUAUGAAUGAAGAUGAAAGUCUAGUGCCAUGUAACCACCUUGUUUACUCUUUGAUGCAAGGGUGGUAAAUAAAUUAUGGCUUCAUUUCAUCUGCAUUUUAAUUACAUAAAAUUGAAUAAAUACUUUGCAUGCACAUAAAUCUGCAUGCAAUUGCAA